AUGUCGUUACGUGAAUGUGGUUCAAAUCGGCUAAAACAGCUCGAACAAAAUUAUUUGAAUGUUACUGAACACAAUGAUGUUUUGUCGAUAGAAACAUUACUCGAUGCCAUUAUAUGCCUUUAUGAUGAAUGUUCUAAUUCGACACUAAGAAAGGAGAAAAAUAUCGCCGAUUUUGUUGAAUUUUUAAAGCCAAUAAUUGUUAAAGCAAAAGCACUAAGAUUAUGUCGCGAAGAUUUUGAAGUAUUGAAAGUGAUUGGUCGUGGAGCUUUUGGAGAGGUUGCUGUUGUACGAAUGAAAAAUACUGAAAAUAUAUAUGCAAUGAAAAUAUUGAACAAGUGGGAAAUGCUAAAACGAGCAGAUACGGCGUGUUUUAAAGAAGAACGUGAUGUACUGGUUCAUGGUGAUCGACGAUGGAUUACAAAUCUCCAUUAUGGGUUUCAAGAUGAGCGAAAUUUGUAUCUUAUAAUGGACUAUUAUGUUGGUGGUGAUUUAUUAACAUUAUUGUCGAAAUUCGAAGUACGAAUUCCGGAAGAUAUGGCAAGGUUUUAUAUAGCUGAAAUGGUUCUUGCUAUCGAUUCUGUUCAUCGUUUGGGUUAUGUUCAUAGAGACAUAAAGCCAGACAAUGUUUUACUUGAUAUUAACGGGCAUAUAAGAUUAGCAGAUUUCGGUAGUUGUUUGAAACUACUUCCCGAUGGGACAGUGCAUUCAAAUGUCGCUGUUGGUACUCCUGAUUAUAUAUCUCCAGAAAUUCUGCGUGCAAUGGAGGAUGGGCGUGGCAGAUAUGGUGCUGAAUGUGAUUGGUGGUCUCUUGGAGUUUGUAUGUAUGAAAUGUUGUAUGGAGUUGCACCUUUCUAUGCUGAAAGUUUGGUUGAUACAUAUGGUAAAAUAAUGAGUCAUCAAGAAAUGUUGGAUUUUCCUGAUGAUGUCGACAUAUCAGAGGAAGCAAAAGAUUUAAUGAAACGCUUAAUAUGUCCUCGAGAAUCGCGACUUGGUCAAAAUGGCUUUAGCGAUUUCGCUUCCCAUUCAUUUUUCAAAGGAAUCGAUUGGGAAACCAUUAGAGAAGUGGAUGCACCAUAUAGACCCGAAGUUUCAAGUCCAACUGAUACAUCUAAUUUUGAUGUGGAAGCAUGUUAUCCAGAUUUUACUCCUUGCAAUACUAAACCACCUAAUGUCACAGCACCUUUCACUGGCCAUCAUCUGCCUUUUAUUGGAUUCACAUAUACCCACGACAGUGUCUUGUCGGAUCAUAAAUGUUUGUCGAUGAAUGGACUUUAUUCAAGCGGUGAAUCUUUACCGGCGCUAACAACCGAAGCUUACGAAAGACGCUUGCAAAAAUUGGAACAAGAAAAAAUUGAAUUAGCCCGAAAAUUUGAAGAGGCGAAUCGUAUAAUUCAGACAAGAUUUCACGGUUCAACACCUGGAGGAGAAGCUGCUAUGCUUAAUAAUUGUAAAUAUGAGCAAACAAUUGCACAACUGAAGGAUGAAAUCCAGAUUUUAAAAAAGCGGUUAUCAGACGAAUGUAAUACAUCUUCAAGAUCAAAUAAAGAAGCUAAUAUCGAAGAGUUAGAACGAAAAAUAAAGGAAAUAAAGGAAAAAAACAGACAGUUGAUUUUGGAUAAACAAGAUCUUCAGAGGGAUCUCGAAGAAACAUCUGAGCGUUUGACGAUUCAGACAAGAGAACUGAAAGAAGCUAUUAAGCACAGGGAUCUCGCAAAACAGGAUUACGAUGAACUGAAUACAGCUUUACUUGAUGAACGGGAUCGCUGCAAACAACUUGAAAAGCAAGCGGUUGAUCGUGAAAAUGAAUGUCAUCAAAUGCAGCAAAAGCUCGAUGCCAUAAAAAAUGAAUUACGAAAGUCAGACAGUGCUCGUCAAGAUGCAGCGACAUUAAUUGAUCGUAUUCAACAAGAUCUAGCUAGUGAACGCCUUUUGCGCGAAACUCUUCAGACCAAACUUGCGUCUCAAGAUGCUAAAAGUGGUAAUGAUGAGGUUGAUCGUUUAUCAGUCGAAUUGCAAAAACUUAACAUGAGAUAUUCUGAAGUGGUUGAGGUAGAAGAAAAAAAGCGUCAGCAAAUCGUUGAAUAUUGGCAGUUACAAGUGGCUGAAUUGCAAAAUAAUAUCAACAAACAGCAAAUGGACUUAGGCAAAUUGAAAGAACGUCAUAAUGAAGAAAAGGCAGAAUGGCGUACGAAACACGAAGAACAGAUUGUAAAUAUUGAGAAUCUUUAUGAACGUAAACAAAAGCUUCUUGAAGAAGAAAAUCUGCGAAUUGCAGCUGAAAAUGAAGAACUGAGAAAAGAGAUUUCUCGGUUCGAAUCUGAAAUAAAUUCUCGAAUUUCUUCAUUGCCUUUUCCGGUUGCUUGUGGCCUCACUGAAAACCAACUACAGGAGUUGCUGCAGUGGGUAAAUGAUGAAAAAGAUGCUCGAGAUUCUCUUCAAAAUUUGGCUGCUCGGUUGUAUGGGGAUGUAGAAUCGCUUAAAAUGCUGCAAUCUUCUAGUAACGGCGGGCCUGUUUACUCUAACGGCGUGUCGCCAAUGUCAAGUCAGCCAUCUGAGCGUGGAGGGUGGAGUUCUCGACGUGUAAAUAAGCAAACAAAGAUUGAACUCCUUGAAGCACAACAGGCUUUGCAGUCGGAAAUUCGAGCAAAACAACAGUUACUUGACGAGCUAAAAAAUAUACGUUCCGCAUACUUGGCUACAAAGCAGCGGCUGGAUGAGGCGGAUAAGAAAGUGGCUGCUCAAAGUCGUGAAAUUGAUAGAUUAAACCAUGAUAAACAACAAAUGUCGCGGCUUCUCAUGGCUCAGUGUUCUGAUUAUAUGGACAGUAGUUCUUUCUUUAAUGUCGUUGGUGACACUAGUACUGAACGACAAACAGUGAUUGGGCGAUCUACGCCGUUGUUACGCGACUGUUGUGAUGUACCAAUUUUAACUGCAAAUACUCUUUACGAAAUUUCGAAUUCUUCUUUAUCGCGUCACAAUCAAUUACUCAAACAACAGUCGUUCACAAGGUUUGAGCUGCCGUAUUAUCUAGAGUUUUGGUUAAAAUGA
Molecule: messenger RNA, 3048 nt
Organism: Dracunculus medinensis (Guinea worm)
Lineage: Eukaryota; Metazoa; Nematoda; Chromadorea; Rhabditida; Dracunculidae
Source: the annotation of a GenBank genome assembly